AUGUAUCGCUUCGACCCCAACGAAGCAGACAUGUAUAACUUCGCACGCGGUGGACGCCGCCCCAUCAUUCAGCGAUUCGAUGAAUACUACCGGUGCUAUCCCAUGGUCAUGGCUCCCGGACCCGAGCGACCCGACCUCAACUACGGAUCCAAGAUCUUCCUGCCUCCCUCCGCCCUGGACAAGGUCUCGAAGCUACAUGUUCAGUGGCCGCUGCUUAUGGAGAUUAUCAAUGGCGAGAAGGGAAAGCACUCGCAUGCCGGUGUGCUGGAGUUCGUCGCGGAGGAGGGCAGAGCCUACUUACCCCACUGGAUGAUGCAAACACUCUCGCUCGAUGUCGGCGACAUGAUCCAGAUCAAGACCACAUCUCUCGAGCUUGCCAAACUUGUCAAGCUGCAGCCCCAAUCGACAAACUUUCUCGACAUCAGCGACCCCAAGGCGGUGCUAGAGAAGGCGUUCAGGAACUUUGCCGCUCUCACCAAAGGUGACAUAUUCAAUUUCGAGUACAAUGACGAAAUCUACCAUGUGGCGGUCCUCGAGGUCAAGCCUGAAACGGAAAAGAUGGGCGUUUGUAUGAUCGAGACGGAUGUCGAGGUCGACUUCGCCGCGCCAGUCGGCUACGUCGAGCCAGAGAAGCAGCAGAGGGGCAGUGGAACCAGCACACCCAGAAGCGUUCGUGGCGGUGUCCCGGCCGGUGGCCUGCUGCACAGCCAGGGCUCCAUGGCCCAGUCCAUAAACUAUAAUGCCAUCGCACCGUCAGCAACCGCGGCAACCUCCAGAUUCUACGGCGAGGGACAGAAGCUCAGCAAGAAGGGUAGCAAGACCUCGACGCCGAAGCCCGCCACUCCCGUGACAGGCUCGUCGGCGAACGCGCCUGCUGUCGUGCCCCUCCCGCGCCGGACGAAUGGACCCAUGCCCCUGCGCCUGCCGCCGAACAAGCUCUUCUUUGGCUACGAGAUCAAGCCCGUCAAGACCGAUGCCGACAAGGAGCGAGAGAAGGAAGAAUCCAAUCGCCCUCACUUCGCCGGUCAGGGCCAGACCCUGCGAGGCAAGCGCAAGGGCGAUGCCGAGGAGAAGGAGAAGGCGCCUGAGAAGAAGGGCCCCAGUGAAGGAAACAGACUUGACGGUCGUGGCCCGAAGCCCCGCGGCAUCGAGUAA
Molecule: messenger RNA, 1155 nt
Organism: Colletotrichum higginsianum IMI 349063
Lineage: Eukaryota; Fungi; Ascomycota; Sordariomycetes; Glomerellales; Glomerellaceae
Product: Ubiquitin fusion degradation protein UFD1
Exons: 3
Coding region: 1-1155 (384 amino acids)
Cellular component (GO): VCP-NPL4-UFD1 AAA ATPase complex
Molecular function (GO): polyubiquitin modification-dependent protein binding
Source: RefSeq, a predicted model, not a curated record